Sciurus carolinensis (gray squirrel) is the source of this 392-nucleotide messenger RNA. Its product is annotated as elongin-C-like. NCBI's taxonomy places the organism in Eukaryota, Metazoa, Chordata, Mammalia, Rodentia, Sciuridae. Gene Ontology annotation, molecular function: protein-macromolecule adaptor activity. Gene Ontology annotation, biological process: ubiquitin-dependent protein catabolic process. The transcript has a single exon. The record is from RefSeq and is a predicted model, not a curated record. Gene Ontology annotation, cellular component: elongin complex. The coding region runs from base 54 to 392 and encodes 112 amino acids.
ACGAGAAACUACUAACAUUCCUGUGGAACCAAAGUAGAAUUUAUAAGAACAUAAUGGAUGGAGAAGAGAAAAUCUAUGGUGGCUGUGAAGGCCCUGAUGCCAUGUAUGUCAAAUUAAUAUCUUCUGAUGGUCAUGAAUUUAUUGUAAAAAGAGAGCAUGCACUAACAUCAGGAACAAUAAAAGCCAUGUUGAGUCGCCCAGAUCAGUUUGCUGAAAAUGAAACCAAUGAGGUUAAUUUUAGAGAGAUUCCCUCACACGUGCUAUCAAAAGUAUUCAUGUAUUUUACCUACAAGAUUCGCUACACUAACAGCUCCACCAAGAUUCCCGAAUUCCCAAUUGCUCCUGAAAUUGCACUGGAACUGCCGAUGGCUGCGAACUUCCUAGACUGUUAA